AGCAGCAGCUCAGACCUGGGCAGCCCUCCUGCAGAGAUGCUCCUGCGCCUGCUCCUGGUGGCCCUGCUUCUGUCCCCCACUGGGGAGGCCGGGAAAAUCAUCGGGGGCCACGAGGCCAAGCCCCACUCUCAUCCCUACAUGGCUGUACUUCUAAUCCAGACUUCCAAGGAAUUUAGCAGAUGCGGGGGUUUCCUUGUACGUGAAGACUUCGUGCUGACUGCAGCUCACUGCUCAGGAAGCUCCAUCACUGUCACCCUGGGGGCCCACAAUGUCAACAAGCAGGAGAGGACCUGGCAGGUCAUCCCCGUGAGAAGAGCCAUCCCCCACCCACACUAUAAUAAUAAGAACCAUCAAAACGACAUCAUGUUACUGCAGCUGACAAGGAAGGCCAAUCUGACCUCCGCUGUAAGCCCCAUCAGGCUGCCCUGGAGGAGGGAGCCGGUGAAGCCAGGGAUGGUGUGCAGUGUGGCCGGCUGGGGGCUUCUUGGUGUGAACAUGCCUAUUGCAGAGAAACUGCAGGAGGUAGAGCUUGAAGUCCAAAAGAAUGAGCAAUGCAGCUCUCGCUACAAAGAUUACAAUGACAGCAUCCAGAUAUGUGCGGGGGACCCGAGAAAGAGGAAGAGUUCUUUUAAGGGGGACUCCGGGGGUCCCCUCGUGUGUAACGGUGUGGCCCAGGGCAUUGUCUCCUUUGGAAACAAGGAUGGGACACCCCCAAAUGUCUACACCAGAAUCUCGGGCUUUCUGCACUGGAUUCAGAAAACAAUGAGCUACGACAACCUGCAGGGACCAGACUGAGGUGCCCCUGGAA
Molecule: messenger RNA, 808 nt
Organism: Hippopotamus amphibius kiboko
Lineage: Eukaryota; Metazoa; Chordata; Mammalia; Artiodactyla; Hippopotamidae
Product: mast cell protease 1A-like
Exons: 5
Coding region: 37-795 (252 amino acids)
Biological process (GO): proteolysis
Cellular component (GO): cytoplasm; intracellular membrane-bounded organelle
Molecular function (GO): serine-type endopeptidase activity
Source: RefSeq, a predicted model, not a curated record